Colletotrichum lupini is the source of this 156-nucleotide messenger RNA. RefSeq lists its product as uncharacterized. The record is from RefSeq and is a predicted model, not a curated record. NCBI's taxonomy places the organism in Eukaryota, Fungi, Ascomycota, Sordariomycetes, Glomerellales, Glomerellaceae. Bases 1 to 156 code for a protein of 51 amino acids. The transcript has a single exon.
AUGCUCAGACAACUAUCUAGCCCACCAGUUCCGGUCCAUGACACUCUGCCCGUAGACAGUAGAUGCCACAUUGAGGACCACCCCAGUCCGAAAGCCAUCCAGCCCAUCCAGCGAUUCUCUCCCAAAACGGUUUUUUUUGCGUUAUUUUCUUGUUGA